This is a messenger RNA of Sarcophilus harrisii (Tasmanian devil), 1250 nucleotides long. RefSeq names its product transmembrane protein 205-like. Lineage: Eukaryota; Metazoa; Chordata; Mammalia; Dasyuromorphia; Dasyuridae. The record is from RefSeq and is a predicted model, not a curated record. The transcript is spliced from 5 exons. The coding region runs from base 97 to 999 and encodes 300 amino acids.
AGAAGGGGAAGCUGGGUUUGAUAAGCCAGGAGCGCGGCCUUUAGAAGCGGCCGUUCGCAGCCCAGCCCUUGGGCUGCAACUGCGGGUCCCUUUCGGAUGUCUGCGUGCUUCCCCCAGGGCCUCCCAGGAGGCUGUUCUGUGCCCCCUCCCCCCGGGGGGGCGGGGCAAGGGGGCUCCCAGUCCCGCUCGGAGUGGGGGACCCUUGGCUGGGGUUCUGGAGUCCGGGGGCCUGGGCUCCGGUCACUCCUGCCAGGCCCGGGGGCCCGCUCCGGGGGGAGGGAGCCCGGCUCGCUGAACUCGCAAUGGCCGUUGCCCGUCCAAGCCGGCCAGAUUGCCAGACCCAGGCCCCUGCGGUCCACAAUGCCUACCGACGUGGAGCCCUCAGUUCUGGCCAAGACCCUCCACCUCGUCUUCCUCUCGACCUUCUGGGGGAUGCAGAUUUGGGUCACUUUCAUUUCAGGCUUCGUGAUGGGCGGGAACCUCCCGCACCACACGCUGGGCUUCAUCCAGAGCAGGCUUUUCCCGUAUUAUUUCCACAUCGGCUCGGCCUGCGCCUUCUUCAACCUGAUCAUCUUCGCCAUGUGCCACCCCCGGGAGCUGCUGAACGACGAAGAGACCACCCAGAUCAGAAAGAAAAGGCAGAAAUGUCCCCGGCUUCAAGCUUACACUCCAAAGGGGAGACAACAUGGGGAUGAUCAGCUCAUCGUUUUCUUCGUGUGCGUCAUUGUGUCCGCGCUGAACGCCCAGUGGUUCGGCCAGAUGACCUCCGACAUCAUGACCGACAUGCACCUCCUGGAGCAGAGCUACGGGCUGGGCCAGGACAUCGGCCUCUUCUCCCGCAAGUCCUACACACAGCUGCGCGAGUCCAAUCCCAAGUACCAGCAGCUGUCCGGCCAGCUCAACCGCUAUCGCCUCCUCUCCUCCCUCUGCAACGUGGGCUGCCUGGCCUGUAACGGCUUCAGCCUCUACCAUAUGGCCACUCACCUCUCCACCUUGUGACAGAGGGGGCUGGGCGGGGCCGGCACCGAGGUCAGCCCUUGGGGGGGAGGGGGACCAAGGCGGGGGAACAGCAAAUAGUGAGAGGGCUUGGGGUCAUGGAGCAAGGGAUUCAAGUCCUCCCUCUCUGACACUAGCCCUGUGUUCUAGGGCAACAGAUGGAUGAUGAAUGGAUGAACAAAUGGACAGAUGGAUGGAUGAAUGAACAAACAGAUGGAUGGAUGAAUAAAUGGACAGAUGAACGUGUAGGUGAG